This is a messenger RNA of Helianthus annuus (common sunflower), 882 nucleotides long. RefSeq lists its product as uncharacterized. Bases 1 to 882 code for a protein of 293 amino acids. The record is from RefSeq and is a predicted model, not a curated record. Lineage: Eukaryota; Viridiplantae; Streptophyta; Magnoliopsida; Asterales; Asteraceae. The transcript has 5 exons.
AUGGACGCUUCCUUUGUCAGCUUUUUCAUGGCUGCUUCGUAUGCGUCUACAGACGCUUCGGUUGUCAGCUUUCGGAUGCGUCUUAACACGUUUAUUUAUGCGUUUAUAGACGCCUCUACUUAUGCGGCUGAGAUGCAACACGUGUCAAACGGAAGACCUAUUCUAGUCAGAUUUGUUGUUUACUGUGGUGGCAAGAGGGAAGUCGUUGAUGGGAGGCUUGAGUACGUGGUCCAACCAGAUUCUGUUAGACGUGGUUUUAAAACUUCUACUACAAUUUCUUAUAACACAUUUUUAAAAAAUCUUAGUGAGUCAACAUGUCUUCAAAACAUCACACGUGUAUCUUACAAAAUGUCAAGUUUUAGCGAUCCCAUUGAUAUAAUUGAUGAUUCCGAUCUUACUUUUUUUUUCAAUAUUGCGGAAAGAAACCCUCAUGAGUUAUUUAAAUUAUAUGUGGUGCAAGAACUUGGUGUUGGUUCAUCUGCGGGUUCUUCCAAUUAUUUUAAAUGUCCCGAUCUUAACGUAAAUGUUUUUCCUGAAGAUGAAUGUGCGGUGAUUCGGAGCUUUCUCAGAAAUUUAAGACCGCUUAUCAUCAUAGAUGCGGCCCACUUAAAGGGUGAAUUUAAAGGAACAAUGUUUUUGGCUGUUGGCAUGGACGGAAACAACCAGAUUUUGCCUAUUGGUUAUGGAAUUGGUAAAUCUGAAGACGGUGAGUCGUGGACGUGGUUCCUUUCAAAACUGAAAGAAUGCAUCGGCGAGCAUCCAGAUUUGGCAAUCAUUUCUGACCGGGCAGCUUCUAUACAAUUAGCUGUACAGGUUGUGUUUCCAAGAAGCUUUCACGGGUUAUGUUGUCGUCAUUUGAUGGUCAACCUUCGUUUACAGUAA